Molecule: messenger RNA, 1251 nt
Organism: Laetiporus sulphureus 93-53
Lineage: Eukaryota; Fungi; Basidiomycota; Agaricomycetes; Polyporales; Laetiporaceae
Exons: 5
Coding region: 125-877 (250 amino acids)
Source: RefSeq, a predicted model, not a curated record
CUCCACUUCGCUUCCAUUUCCUUCCUUCGCCUCCUUAACCUAUUUGAACCUUCUCUCCUCCUCCUCCUCUUCCUCCCAUCAUCUUCAUCUCUCGCAGGACGCAGCGCUGGUCAUCGCGUCCUCUAUGGCCUCUGAUCCUACAUACGACAAGGCAGCGGUACAAGAGGCAGAGCUCGAAGAAGAAACCCGGCACACGAGUAGACGAUCAGGUGAUUUGGAAGCUGCCCUUGCAUCGAUGUCGCGCCGCACCAUGCGUUACGAGCACCAGAUCAAAGACCUCCAGUCCCGACUCACGGUGGACAUGAGCAACUCUCGCGCUAUCCACAACCUGCUGCAGGAAGUCUUGGCUGGACUUCAGCAAAACCAGCGUCGUACAGAUCUCGCGCUCACCACCACUGUGCCACACAUCGAGAACUCCCUGGACGAUGACCUCGCCACGUUGCAGGAGCUCGAGGAGCACCUCCCUCACGUCGGACAGCAGGUCGUCCACAUCCGGCGCGUCUAUAACCACGGAAGAGACAAGGUGCGUCUGCGCGUUCACGCGGAAUCGGUGUCUUGGCAUCGCCCGCGCUUCCCUUCUGAUCUUCCUUGUCAUCCGCUAACUGUUUUCUCCUCGGACCUCCCGCUGGCCGCUGUCCUCGAACAGGCAUGCGAGCUCAUGUCCGCUCUCGAAUGGCUCAACAUCCCCGUCUCCUCCCGCCUGCGAACCAUCAUCUUCACUUCGAAUGCUCCGGUCAGCUUCAGGUGGAAGGCGCUCAUCCGCACGCUGUUCGCUCUGGCGCUCCUUGCGUGCAUUUGGAUCGCUUGGAUAACGAUCCAAGGCGCUGUGCGCGCCCACCGUCAGCGGCUCGUGUGGGGAGAACGCCUCAUGAGCUAACGAUGUCCACUGGAUGGCUCGUAUCUCCGACGACUUCUCGCUUUCAGCUGCUCGAUGCCAAGACCACGUCUACAGUUGGGCGCGCCACUGCCUACGAUGUAGGCCCACGAGAUACUCCUCGAUGCAACCUCGUGACUGGGCGAAUGUAUCAUAUUUACCUAGACGCUUCCUUCUAAGGGAGCCACCACUGUAAAGUUAUUGCCUCGGCUUCCCUUUCGGCUCGACGGACUGCAUAUGAUUCCCAUUGAUUGCUUCGAUGUAUAUAGUACUCACGCUAUAUAGAGCAAACUAGUGUCCCUCCGCUGUCUGGCCAUGCAAUAUAUGGAAUUAUGAAUCGAUUCGCCCAGCUAUCGCUGCCGCGCCAAGCCCGCUCU